Messenger RNA from Euleptes europaea (tarantolino), 726 nucleotides. Its product is annotated as erythroblast NAD(P)(+)--arginine ADP-ribosyltransferase-like. Gene Ontology annotation, molecular function: NAD+ poly-ADP-ribosyltransferase activity; NAD+-protein-arginine ADP-ribosyltransferase activity. The record is from RefSeq and is a predicted model, not a curated record. The transcript has 2 exons. NCBI's taxonomy places the organism in Eukaryota, Metazoa, Chordata, Lepidosauria, Squamata, Sphaerodactylidae. The coding region runs from base 1 to 726 and encodes 241 amino acids.
AUGGCAGCAAACACAUCCAACCCAGUAUUGAACCUGGCUUCUUAUGCCCUUGAUGACAAAUACAAGGGUUGUGUGAAAGCCAUGAAGAACAAUCUCAAGUCUCUCCUUGAGAUGGAGCUGGCAGGAUCCUCAACAUAUAAAGCUACAUGGGAAGAAGCCCUGAAAGAAUGGUGGCCGAAGAAGGAUUCACAGUCUUUACCUCAGAAUAUAAAAGAGUUUGCUGAAGUGGCAAUCUUGACAUAUGCAUCCGAAGUCCCUAAAAUCUACCCAGAAUUCAAUACUGCCACCCGAACUGCAGGAAAAGGCCCCAAAGAAUAUGAGGCCUACCCUUUCAAAUCCCUUCAUUUCCUUUUAACAUGGGCAGCCAAAGCAUUCCAGUCGACAGCGCCCAAAUGUGUCCGUGUCUACAGGGGCACCACAGUGGAGUUUUCCGUCGAGAAAAUGUUCCGGUUUGGACAGUUCACCUCCACUUCAGAAAGUAAAAAGGAAGCCAAUCAUUUUGGGAAGACAACCUUCUUCAAGGUGCUCACUUGCAAGGGCUACUCAAUAAGCGAGAAGUCCAUCUUUGAACACGAAAAGGAAGUCCUAAUUCCUCCUUAUGAGCUGUUCCGGGUCACCUCAGUUGAAGACACUGCAAAGGGCAAGAUCAUAAACGCCAAGUCUGUGGGAAGCUGCAGCAACCACAACUGUGCUUUCAUGGGGAAAGACUUCCUUGGAGACUUUUGA